Molecule: messenger RNA, 2478 nt
Organism: Pimephales promelas (fathead minnow)
Lineage: Eukaryota; Metazoa; Chordata; Actinopteri; Cypriniformes; Leuciscidae
Source: RefSeq, a predicted model, not a curated record
GUAGCAGUGCUGUCUCUGCUCGCAGUGCCAUGUCUCGGCCACAGCAGAGGAAGACUCGGCUUAGCGGCUGAACAAGAAGAAGAAGAAGAAGAAGAGCAAGAGCUGUGAGAAAGUCAAGAGAGACUCCGCGAUCAGCGUGGCGGAGACCCGAGGAAGAGAAGAGCCGCUGCUGAUCUGCCCGUCCCCCUUCCACCAGACGCGGCCCGAGGGAAGCUGACGCGCCGCCAAGGACUCGCUGUCGUGUCGCCCGAGGAUCGCCCGCCACCGCACGAUGGGGAACGCAGCGACCGCCAAGAAAGGCAAUGAACUGGAGAGCGAGACUUUUGUGAAAGAGUUUCUAGCCAAAGCCAAAGAAGAUUUCUUGAGGAAAUGGGAAUCGCCACCACAGAGCACAACUGGCUUAGAUGACUUCGACAGACUGAAGACGCUGGGCACAGGGUCCUUCGGCAGGGUCAUGCUGGUCAAACACAAGGCCUCUGAUCAGUUCUACGCCAUGAAAGUGCUGGACAAACAGAAGGUGGUGAAGUUGAAACAAGUGGAGCAUACGCUAAACGAGAAGAGAAUAUUACAAGCCGUGUCGUUCCCGUUCCUCGUCAGAUUGGAAUACGCCUUCAAGGAUAACUCUAAUUUGUAUAUGGUGAUGGAGUAUGUGCCGGGAGGAGAGAUGUUCUCGCACCUCAGGAGAAUCGGCCGGUUCAGUGAACCGCACGCACGGUUUUAUGCGGCACAGAUCGUCCUGACCUUCGAGUACCUCCACUCACUAGACCUCAUCUACAGAGACCUGAAACCUGAGAACCUCCUCAUCGACCAGCAGGGGUACAUACAGGUCACAGACUUCGGGUUUGCGAAGAGAGUAAAAGGCAGGACCUGGACGUUGUGUGGGACUCCGGAGUACCUGGCGCCAGAGAUCAUCCUCAGCAAGGGGUACAACAAGGCUGUGGACUGGUGGGCUCUCGGCGUGCUCAUAUAUGAAAUGGCGGCUGGAUAUCCCCCGUUUUUUGCAGACCAACCCAUCCAGAUCUACGAGAAGAUCGUGUCUGGAAAGGUCCGGUUCCCCUCGCACUUCAGCUCGGACCUGAAGGACCUGCUGAGGAACCUGCUGCAGGUGGACCUCACCAAGCGCUUCGGGAACCUGAGGAACGGGGUCAGCGACAUCAAGAACCACAAGUGGUUCGCCACGACGGAUUGGAUCGCCAUCUACGAGAGGAAGGUGGAGGCGCCGUUCAUACCAAAGUGCAGAGGCCCCGGAGACACCAGCAACUUCGACGACUACGAGGAGGAGGACAUCCGUGUGUCUCUCACAGAAAAAUGUGCAAAGGAGUUCUCAGAGUUUUAAUCAUGGACACAUCAAAGCAUAUAUACACAUAUGUGCUCCUCUAUAUAUGUGCAUAUAUGUGUGUGUGUGCGUCACACGACACGUCAAAUAAGGGUAUCUUUGCACUCUAAAGACAUGGGAUGAGCAGAGAGCACAUCACCCUUCCUUCAUUCCUCCAUCCAUCCAUCCAUCAUCCGGCUUUAGAGAGGUCAGAGGUCACUCUUAACCGUCACACACUGGCACAUCUCUCACUCCUGUAACUCACUCUCGUCCUCCGUUAAACGAACCCCGUUUGAAAGAUGCUUUAGUACACUCGAAGGCCGAUUCAGCAUUGUUACUCUUGAUUUAGUUGUUCACGGCAGCGUCUCUCAGUGUUGUGAAAGGUAGGCGUCGCCUAUUGGCAUUUCUGGUGUUACACGUCGUUUUAUUUGAUUUUUACCGUAGACCAAAACAACUGACAACUUUCUUUUGUUUUGUUUGUUUGUUACAUGUGCAAAUCUGUUGAAUUCAGAGUGUAUUUCUGUUAUCUGAAGCACCGUGUGUGUGUGUGUGUGUGUUGAAAGCAUGACCAAACGUAUCAUGUUGUGAAUGGUGGCGGCGGUGGAGAUCCCGAAGUUACAGCGAUCUCGACGGUACACUGAAGGUCCAGUCUCAUGCAUAUACUGACAGAUGAUGUUAGCAAUAUGAACUAUAUCUUAUUUUACCACUUCAUUAUGCAAAGGUUUUAUUCUCAAGUGUAAGAUAGAACCGGUUCACUUUGAUCAUUUUAAGAGUGCUGUUUAUUAUCUGAUAUUUAAAACUAAGGAAAACAGCAGAUGUAUUGGUGCGGCGUGCUGUGGGAUGAGGAUCGGGAACCAGCAGCUUCAGUCCUGAGGGGUUCACUUCAGAGUUACAAUCUCAUGAUCGUUUACUCUCUCACACGCCACUCAAGAUCAGGCUGAGUGUCACCAAGAGUCUUGAAAAGUCUGGAAGUCUGGAAACCUGGGAAUAAAUUAUGCUUUAGCGUGAAUGGACCGAAUCAGUCACUUCACUCUCGGGCUUGUUCAGUUCCAGCUCAUCGGUCACUGCUCGAGAGAAAUCAAAAACUUCCAGUUUAGUGUUCGUUUUCUUCUAUUUUCCACAUUUAUUCCUGUCGUGAUCUCUGCGAAGACUUGCUCGUACUC